This is a messenger RNA of Fusarium verticillioides 7600, 399 nucleotides long. RefSeq lists its product as hypothetical. The record is from RefSeq and is a predicted model, not a curated record. Bases 1 to 399 code for a protein of 132 amino acids. The transcript has 2 exons. NCBI's taxonomy places the organism in Eukaryota, Fungi, Ascomycota, Sordariomycetes, Hypocreales, Nectriaceae.
AUGCACCGCGGCCAUGCGGCCCCCGAAAACAUAAUAGCAUCAGCGACAAUGCAUCUCAGCACAUCGCGCAUCGACGUAUCAAUAUUCAACCAGCCAAUGGUGAUCAAGAAUAGCAGCAUGACAGGGAGUUGGGGGUUUCACACGCACAUGGGGAAGUUCAAGUGGAAGGUGAAUCAGUUGACGGGUACGGGGUUUGAGUUGUUUGAUCAGAGUGGGAGGAAGGUUGCCAAGUAUGGGAGUGCGGGAUGGAAGAAGUUUGGGGAGAAGGAGGUUAGUGUUUAUGUAAGGGGGGAUGAGUUCUUUGUGGUUAUGGUAGUGUUUUCGGCGGUUGUGGCGAAAGAGUUGAAGAGGAUUAUUGAUGAGGUUGUUGGGGAGGUUGCGGGUGCUGUGGCGGAAUGA